CCAUAUUUCAUGACUUUCUUUGCUUGAGAGCUGCGCCGUGUAUGAAAUGUCGUCUGUGUGCAGAGUAAGAACGUGAAUAAGCUUGCAGAUUGUAGCUUAAACUCUUCGCUCCAACGUGCGAAUUUUGUGUGCAAAAAGUCGUAGACUUGGAAAUGCAUUUGGACUGGUAUUGAUUUGCUGAAAAUUCAAGAUGGCGGAUGGAAAAAAGAUGAAAAACCGCCCCAAAUUAACCAUUUUGGCACCGCCUGUUUCAAUCCCAGAGAAGUAUGUUGUAUCUCGUGUAUGCACGGGCAUGAAAGUGUGUACGUAGCUCACAUAUACACGUUUAAUCUUUCAGCACAGACAUAGAACCGUCUACCGGCAAUGUCGAAUCGAUUGCAAAGAAACUUGACGAUCUUGACAUGGACGAUUCGCAGCGAGAACGGCUUAUGUCCUUCUUGGCAGAGAAACGUAAAAUCGGGGACUUAGGUACAGACGAUUUUGAGAAAUUAGACGAACUAGGUGCCGGGAAUGGAGGCGUCGUUACGAAAGUGCGCCACAGUCCUACCAAACUAAUUAUGGCCCGAAAGGUGUGUGGAUUUUAUGUUUUUACUAGUGUGCAUAAACAUUCGUAGCAUGUUUUGACUAUAUAAAGUUCUUGCCCAAAUUUGCUACAAUUUAACCUUGUUGAGAACAAGAGUAAGGUCUAAUUUGUUACAUCGAAGAUAACGGUAAAACAUUUUGACACACAGUUGGGAAUUAUAUUUAUUUAAAUUUAUAUUGUACACAAUUUGACAUUUAUUUGCCGUGCCUGUGUUAAAUCAAUUCUUAUGUUUUCACCCUUUAGUAAAUGCCAGGGCAAUAAUAGUUGUGUUUUUGUAUGAAAUAUAUUUCUUCAUAUUUUUUUAAUAAAGCCUGUUAAGUGCUAGCCCAAAAACGUUCUAGAAUAUGUUGGUUUUGGUACUUAAAACUCCGUCUAAUAUAUAUUUGUGUUUUACAAAUUUAUACCAAAUUAUUCGCUCUCUGCAUUUUAAAUAUUGUCCCCCUAAACUAUAAUCAAAGCGUUUUUGUUUGAGCAAUUUUAUGCCAUAUUACCGGAGCGAUCUUUAUGUGUACGGCAUAAGAAUGUUGUAAGAGCGACAUGCACAAGAGUGUCAAUUAACAACAGUCCACAAAUUCCAUAGACCCAUUCUUUGUGCUCGUUUUUAGUUGAUUCAUUUGGAAAUCAAGCCAGCAAUUCGGAAUCAAAUCAUCCGAGAGUUGAAAGUUCUUCACGACUGUAAUUCGCCGUAUAUCGUUGGUUUUUACGGUGCUUUUUACUGCGAUGGAGAAAUAUCCAUUUGUAUGGAACACAUGGUAGGCAUUGCAUUCCAUCGUAAGCUUGUUCUUUCCGACAGGACGUUGUAACUGUAAAAAUUCAUCCAUUAAUUUAAUUGUUUUCUUCCAGUUAAUUUCACAUACUUAUACAUAGAUGUGUAAUUUGAGUGUAAUUUUAUGUUAGAAUGGUAUAUUUUAGUGAAAAAGAGAUUGUUAUAAAAGGCCCCACGUUCUUUGGGAUUGUAGAUUAUUUUAAUCAGUUAUUAAUGUCUCCAGACAGGAUUUCCUAAAGAUUAAACCAAAAUGAUUAUACAUUCAGACGCAUUAUAGCCCUUUGCAUAAGUGUUCAUAAAUAUGCCCAAACACCGAGUGUUUGAAUGGCUUGGAGAACAGUGGGAUUUUCAAAACAAUUAAAAGACAAUGAAAAUCACUGGAUGGCACUAAUAUCAUGCUUAAGUGAUAUUCAAAUGAAAGAAACAAAUUAUUUUUUCACCCCCUUCUCACAUUCACUGCCCUGACCUAACAUGGCAAAAUUUACAUUGGUCUCGGCCAGACUAUUUUUCAGGUAGUUGUGUCCCUAUCAAUUCAAAGCUUUCUUCAAAAUUUACAUUGUAAACUACCACUGGUUGAGCAUCAGUAUUUUUGAUAAAACUGCCAUUUUAACCCAUUGAGUUGUAGCACACGCCCCUUGAUGAGUAAAAUCAUUUGGUGUUAGAGAGAGUAAAAUCGUAAAGUAGGGUGCAUGUAUCAGGGUACAUUGCCACUUAAAGGGUUAAAGGAAUUUAAAAAACUGAAAGAAUUUCUCAGAUUUUUUGAUAAUUGGAUUGACGAUUAUUAAUUAACAUGCAGUUAAUAAUUUACUAAUUAUAUCGCUUUUUGUUCAGGAUGGUGGUUCUCUAGAUCAAGUUUUAAAGAAAGCGGGAAGGAUUCCUGAAGACAUUUUGGGAAUAAUUAGCAUUGCAGUAAGUUUUUCAUUCCUUUUAAGGGCAAACUAUUUGCCCAUGCAUCUCUUUUACCAGGUUGCUUUUUAAGUGUAAUCUUGAACCGUCAUCUAUCUAUCAAACAAGAAAAUAAAGUUGUAAUAUGCUGUCAUUUUUACAAAAUAAUCAGAUCAAUAUAUGUUUAAGUAUUAAAUCAUGAAAAUACACAAAAUUCAUUGUUGAAAACAUAAACUUCAGAAUAUUGAAAAACAACAUGAUAAAUAUCCUAGACUGGCUAGACUCUCUCGGCACUAUGCCAAGCUGUAUCAACUAUAAUAAACAUUUUCGAGCCAAGCUCUUCAAGCAGCAGUAUACCUUUUGUUACAGUUUUACUCUUUCCAAAGUAAGACAAUAUUACUCAUAAGAGUUUAAAAGUACUUAAUUGAUACUGUAUCACUUGACUCAACUAUUUACUCCUAUUGCUUUCAGGUUCUCAAAGGCCUUAGUUACUUAAGAGAAAAUCACAAAAUAAUUCACAGAGGUGGGUAGGAUAUUGCUGUAUAUAAUAGUAUGUAUCCUAGAUACAAUAACCUUUUUUGACAAUAAUUUGGAUGGUUGCCGUCAACACAAAUUUUCCCAUUACAGCAACAUAAUCAAUCUUGGUAGAUAUAUUUGACACUUGCUUAGUUGCUUGUUAGGAUGAUGUACUGUACCUAAUAACACUUGGUUUAUAACAACUUGUACUUUUUGUGAUUUCCAGAUGUGAAGCCUUCCAAUAUUUUGAUAAGUUCGAGAGGAGAAAUAAAACUUUGUGAUUUUGGUGUUAGUGGUCAGUUGAUUGACUCCAUGGCAAAUUCAUUUGUUGGGACAAGAUCCUAUAUGGCAGUAAGUUGAGACCUAGAAAUAAUAUUGUCAGUGCUGCUGCAUGUUGUUGUUGUUGCUAUUGUUGUUGUUGUUGCUGCUGCUGCUGUUGUUGUUCUUGUUGCUACUGUUGUUCUGUUGUUUUUGUCAUUGUCAUUGUUGUUGUUUUCUGUUGUUGUUGCUGUUAUUGUUUCUGUUGUUGCUGUUAUUGUGUCUGUUGUUGGUUUUGUAGUUGUUGUUCCUGGUGUUCUUAUUGUUGAUGUUGUUGCUGCUGUUGGUGUUAUUGUUGUUUCUGCUGUUGUUGCUGCUGUUGUUGUUGCUGAUGUUGUUGUUGGUGUUGUUGGUGUUGUUGUUUCUGCUGUUGUUGUUGCUGUUGUUGCUGCUGUUGUUGAUGAUGUUGUUGGUGUUUCUGUUGUCGCUGCUGUUGUUGCUGCUGCUGUUGUUGUUGUUGUUGCUGCUGUUGUUGGUGAUGGUGUUGUUUCUGCUGUUGUUGUUGCUGUCGUUGCUGCUGUUGUUGCUGCUGUUGAUGAUGUUGUUGGUGUUGCUGUUGUCGCUGCUGCUGUUGUUGAUGUUGCUGCUGUUGUUGGUGUUGUUGUUGUCACUGCUGCUGUUGUUGCUGCUGUUGUUGUUGGUGUUCUUAUUGUUGUUGCUGCUGCUGUUGUUGUCUUGUUGAUGUCUUUGAUGUUGUUGCUGUUGUUUCAAUGCAGUUCCAACUCUUCUAAACACAUUCUACUUGAUACAUUUUUUCCCAUUUUAUGCAUGGGUGUGCAUUGCAUAGGAGUCUAAAUACACCCUUUUGAUAAUUACAUCAUUUGGCCUGGAAGCCUCGCUCUCAUGAAUCGUGAGCCAAUCAACUUUGCAUAAUUUACUAAUGAGAGCGAGGCGUGGUGUAAUUAUUGAAAAUGUGUAUUAAAUUGUAUAGGAGUUAAGUAGAAUGUUGUCAAGUUUGAGUCAUAUCAGCAUGUUGAAACUACAUUGCACUUUUCCUUUUACAUUUGAAAUCAUUAAAUUAAAUUUUUUUCCUACCAGCCGGAGCGUCUACAAGGCAACAUCUACUCCAUUCAAUCUGACAUUUGGAGUUUUGGUUUAUCAUUGGUUGAGAUGGCCUUGGGACGUUACCCAGUCCCUCCACCAAACCCCGAGGACAUUGAUAAAGUCUUUACAGGAGAGAUCCCAGACCUUGCUUCACUUACCCCAGAGAGAAUGGUUCCUGGGGCCCAGGUCCCUCAAGGUGUUAAUGGUGGAGAAGUCCCAAGGCCGAUGGCAAUCUUUGAAUUGCUGGAUUAUAUUGUUAACGAGGUAGGUGUUAUUUUUAAUCUCAACAUUUUAACACCAUCACAAAAUACAGUCUGUCCGAGUAAACGUUGAUGGGGCAUCCGCACACCCUUUCAUCUUCCACACCUUACUAUUUCAUCCUUUUUCUUUUUUCAGCCUGCGCCAAGGUUACCGGAGAGACAUUUCUCAGACAUAUUCAGAGAAUUUGUACAUAAAUGGUAAGCAAUUUAUUUUUAGAAAUUCAGAGAUAAAGUUUCACCAAGUUGAGAAAUAUGUCGUUUUUUAAUUUUUUAGUUUGGUGAAAAAUCCAAAUGAACGAGCAAAUCUUAAGUUUUUAAUGGUGAGUGGAUUUUAUUAAUUUGUGAGUGACAAUUCUGGGGGCGUACUACCCCGGAAGAAAUUGAAUUUGGGUUUCUGAAACGGCAUUUCCUGCAUUGUGGAGGCUCCUGGAGAAAAAGAUAAAUGUCUUCAUAAAUCACUUUUUAACAGUGUUAAAUAUUGAUUUCACAAUAUUUGACAAUUUAAUUCAAUUAGAGACAUAGUCACAUAGAAGCUCUAUAGAUUCGCACAAGAUAUACAACACACUACUCAAUUUUACAUCAAUUUUACAUCAUCUGAAAAACAUGGGGGAGGGGGAAGCGGCUGCUCCCCUUCGCCCUCGCUUGGUGGCGCCACUAAGCAUUCCGAGUCCUAUGUUUUUCCUUGAAAUGCGCAAGCGCCGCACGUGAUAUGUUUUUCAGUAAUAUUCUCAAAGUUACUUUAGUUGAGUAAAUGAGCAAAUUUUAAAAGUUUCAGAAAUGUGAUUUUUAUUUGCGAGUCUCUGAUGACCGGAGAACUGUGCAUGCUAUCUCUUACGGUCAGCGAUUUCAUUAAUAAAUAUGCGUGAAAUAGAUGCGCAAAUAUUGAUAAAGUUUGCUAGUGGCCCUUUGCACUUUUUUGCUAGUAAGUUAGUAACACUGUAACAGCGAAACCUAGUUUAAGGUAGACGCUUGAAAAUAGGAAAAAAGCUUUGGCCGAGAUUUCAGACCAUAUUAAGAAAUUGACUGUAUUGAAAAAAAAACACACCAUAACAAAAAGGUCAACCAAUAUUUUCAGAAUCAUCAAUUCAUAAAGAAAGCCGAAGAGUCGGACAUCGAUUUCGUUGGCUGGGUACAGCGAACACUUGGUAUUAGCCCGCAAACAACGACAGUGUAGCAACAUAGUGAAGUUUGUAUUUUUAAUUAUUACCCUGCAAUGAUAGAAACCAACGUUUCGGUUGGUGGAAGCAACAGAAAGGCACAAAAAAAUAGAAAAACUUUACAUUAUUGAAGUAUGUAGAUUUCCUCUAUUCUCUAGCAUUUUUUUUUAUGAGAAAUUCCAUAGAAAAUCUAUAGUUUACCCAUUUAAGGAAACGUUUAUAUGCAAAGCCCAUUUUAAAGGCUUAGCCUGUAUCUCAAAACAUUCUGGUUAAAAUUUCCUGGUUAUAUCCUAGAAAUCUCACCCCGGACUAUAGUCUGGAUAGUAUAACGAGAAAUCUGGUUAUAGACCCUUUGCACUGACGUCACAAAUCCUUAGAGUGUCCUCCAGAUGCUCCCUAACAAUAUCUGUUCGGGUACAACAACCACAUACAGCGCAAAAAUGAACCAUUUUAAUACAAAAUUAUUAUAAAAUUUUAAAAAAUUUGCUCUGUUUACAAAAGUUAUAUUAUGCAUAGAUUGCUAAUUUGUCCUCCAGAUACAUCGUCACCGGCGCUGUGACGUCAUGUGCAAUGGGUCUAUACUUGUUAUUGUCGAUUUCAAGUCACUUUUCGACAUGUGGGUCCCAAGUUCGUUGCAAACUUGCCAAUUACGUUUGGUUUGAAAAUUGGGCGCGAACUUCGCAACAAAGUUUUCAUGCAAGUACAUUUCAAUGUUUGAACUUCAUUUGUAAACAAAUGUUCAUACUCGAUAAUAAUAACCAAUUCAGUGAAAUACAAACCUUGGGGGACCACUGGACCAAGAACGUUCCAUUGAAUUGUUAAUUCAACUUGAGCUAUGAACAUUUCUUUACAAUAGUUCAAACAUUGAAAUGUACUUGCGAACUUUGUUGCGAAGUUUACGCCCAAUUUUCGAACUUGGGAACGUAAUUGUCAAGUUUGCAACGAACUUGGGAGUUGGGACCCGCGCGUUGAAAAGUGACUGGAAAUCGACAAUAAAACAACCAGACUAUAUUAUUUGCUUGCACAUGACGUCACCACGUGUCAUUAAGCGCCAUCUUGGUUGAUUUUAAAGUUUUGUCCAGCCGUUUACAUCGAAAUAGUUGAGUUACUUUAAUAUUUUUUUUUUUUUUUUGAAAACAUCUUAAUUACUGUAUUAUGGAUAGUUUACGAUUUCUGGCACAAUCAAGAAUAUAGAUUUUUAGUUGCGACGAAAAUCAACCAAGGUGGCGUCGAUUGCAAACGAGCAAUUAGUUGGAUACAUAACCAGAGACCCUGGUUAUUUACCAACUUAGCAUUGUCUGGUUCGUUUAACCGGGAAGUCCUGGUCAAAGUUACCAGACUACAGUAGGAAAUCGAUUAAAAUAACCAGGAAAUUGAACCAGUUUAAUCGAAAUAGUGUUAUUGACUGAUAAAAUACCAUCCUCGUGCAAAUAUGAUUUUUGCAUGUGUAAUAUUCGGAUCAUUCUUACUGUAAAAGAAAUGUAUGUCUUUAUGGUAAACCUCAUUUUGAUCAACUUUUCACUGUCAUAUUUGUCGGAUAUAAUGUUAUUAAAUAAAUUACAAAAUUAGUUUUUCUUUGUUUUUGCUGCUAUAGAAAUUCAUUUAAUGACAUCUAUCUUUUGACAGUGAAAAAGUUUGUAAAAUGAGUUAUUUUACAAUAAAGAUAUAUUACAUUUUUUAGAAUGACCCAAAUACUUCACAUUAUACAAAAAUUAUAUUUGGGAUAUUGCACUAGUGGGACUUUAGCUAUGCUUAUAACGCCUAUAAUAACAACCUCUGAUGUUGUUACCAAACUGUAGCUCAAUAGUAUACUUGUCCCAAGUUCCCUGACGAGGGUUUUAGUAGCAAAUGUAGUUAGUUUUUUUUUCAUUUCAAAUACGAGUGAAAUAUUACAAUUUAAAUUUAUAUAUAUUCCAACAAGGCUAGCAAAUUGUGAAUUUCACUUUUUUUGUGAAAUAUAGACAUUUGUUUUGUAUUUAAUAUAUUUAGUGGUAUUAAUAAACACAGCGUCUUAUUAUUUCCCUUUAUAUACUUACUGAUAAAUAUAUUUUCAUAAUGCUGCAAACAAUUAUAGAACUGACUUUUGUGACUAUACAUAUACCCAAACAUGCAUGCAUAUUAUUG
Molecule: messenger RNA, 7653 nt
Organism: Paramuricea clavata
Lineage: Eukaryota; Metazoa; Cnidaria; Anthozoa; Malacalcyonacea; Plexauridae
Source: the annotation of a GenBank genome assembly